Pocillopora verrucosa is the source of this 931-nucleotide messenger RNA. RefSeq names its product collagen triple helix repeat-containing protein 1. Gene Ontology annotation, cellular component: extracellular matrix. Lineage: Eukaryota; Metazoa; Cnidaria; Anthozoa; Scleractinia; Pocilloporidae. The record is from RefSeq and is a predicted model, not a curated record.
UUGGUUCUUUGCAAAAAGGGUGACUCGGUGGAAACGACUGUCAGCCCUCAAAAGGAGAACAAUGAAAUGGAUCUUUGUAAGAAAUUAACCCCUUCCCAUGGUUUUCCGGAAAUUCCUGGAUCGAAUGGCAUGCCGGGAGUGCCUGGCGUUCCGGGGCUACAAGGCCAACAGGGAAGAGAUGGAGAAAAGGGACAGACUGGUGACAAAGGGGUACAAGGAUUGAUGGGUCAAAAGGGAGAUAAAGGCAAGCAAGGAUCACCUGGGAAAAGCGGAGCUCCGGGAAUGACGGGAAUCAAAGGAGAUAAAGGAGAUGGAGGUUCGCGCAGGAUCAUUGGAAAACCAGGAGAGCAAGGAAUCAAAGGAUUACAAGGAAGAAAAGGUGACAAGGGAGAAAAAGGAGAAAGUCCGAUCAGUGUAGUGUCACAAAGUAACUGGAAACAGUGCGUGUGGAAGACUAGUGAUAGCAGAAAUAGCGGUAAGAUCAAGGAUUGCCUCUUUAACAAGCUGCAAGCAGAUACCGCCAUCAAAGUCUCAUUCCAGGGAAACAUGCGAGUCAUUGGCAGAGGUAUGUGCAGUCGCUGGUUCUUCAAAUUUAAUGGCAAUGAAUGCGGUGGGCCAAUGACAAUCGAGGCUGUUGUUUACAACAGUUGGCCAUCUGGUAAUCCCAACCUGCUCCAUCAUCGAUCAUUUGAAGGAUACUGUGAAAACAUCCUACAGGGCAGGAUAACGGUGGAGUUAUGGGUAGGGAAAUGUCCGAGUGGAUUUACUCUGGGUGACGCUGAAACCGGGUGGAAUUCUGUAUCCCGAAUAAUGAUCGAGGAAGUAUCAAGAGCCCAGUCCUGACCAUUUAGCUCUGCUUGGAAAAUUAAUGCGAGUAAAGAAUGUAACCAUGAUUGGUGACUUUGAUUAUGUUAGUUGAAAGAAAGUUUGA